This is a messenger RNA of Elaeis guineensis (African oil palm), 2157 nucleotides long. The record is from RefSeq and is a predicted model, not a curated record. Lineage: Eukaryota; Viridiplantae; Streptophyta; Magnoliopsida; Arecales; Arecaceae.
AGACUUGGAUGCUACACCUCUAUUAGAUUGACCAAACCCAAAGCCGAAACUUCGACGCCUGGGGCUGGACUGGUCUGGAAGUCCAGGAAUAAGUUCCAAUUAAAUCCGUACUCUCUUUUUCCAAACGAUGCCCCUCCUCGCCAACAUUCGCGUCUUUUUUCUUCCUGCAAUCGGGUGAAAAUUCGUUGAUUGCUAUGAUAUAAAAAUUCAACGACAAGAAUGUUUUCUUCUUGUCCCUUUUGUCAUAUGACUGUUCCCUUCACUGAACUGGAAUGUUGAUGCUUGUUUCAUCAUGGAACACAUACAGGCAUGCCAACAAUCACUUUGUAGAGGACGAACUUGAAAGAGACAUGGCAUUGGCACAACAACUUGCGCUAGCUCCACCAAGUCCUAGAAAGAGGGAUAAGCCAGCGAAUUAUGGGGAACCAUUUGUUGUUUGUUCCGGAAGAACACCAGAAACAAGCAUUGACCAUAGUUCAUCUGCAUAUAGGAAAAUUCUUGAUGAAGAAAUAUCUAGUUUGGUGGGUUUGCAAAUUAGAAGCACCUUCUAUGAGGUUGAAGGUGGUCUUAUGGCUUUGUUGAGGAGAUGCUUGGAAUUAGAAAGUGAAAAUUCAAGAAGCAUAGUAUCAGGCCACAUAGAUCACUAUCAGAGUAUCGAGUCAGAAGAUGCUGGUUGGGGCUGUGGAUGGCGUAAUAUUCAAAUGCUUAGCUCUCAUUUAUUAACACAGAGACAAGAAGCUAGAGAUGUUCUGUUUGCUGGUUCAGGAUUUGUUCCUGAUAUUCCCUCACUGCAGAGGUGGCUUGAGAUUGCUUGGGAAAGAGGUUUUGAUACUUUUGGCUCAAAGUCAUUUGACCAUAAAAUUUAUGGCUCUAAGAAAUGGAUUGGAACUACUGAGUGUGCCACACUCUUCCGUUCUUUUGGGCUUCGAGCAAGAAUUGUAGAUUUUGACACUACAGCCUUGUCAAAGCAACUAAAUAAUGGAGAAUCUAAAGGAAAAAAGAUAGAGAAACAAGUUUAUGGGCCAAUGGAUAAGUUUUUGCUCCGCACAAAGUGUGAUGAUUUUCAAGUAGGUCCUUCGUCAUACAAAAAUUCUUGGCAAGAACGUCAUUAUUUAGCUGGACAUCCCAAAGUUACUACGAUAAAUGGUGAUGGUUCCAAUAAAUAUAAAAGGAAGAUCAAUGGUCAUGACGUUCUUGUUGAUUGGGUCUGGAACUAUUUUAGAAGUGAUAUUGGCGACAGAUUGGGCAAUUCUGAACAUGUCCUUAUCAGUAAUAAAACCAGGCCUUUGUACUUCCAGUAUGACGGCCACUCACGAACUAUUGUCGGGAUUCAAAUGCAAAGGAGAGUGCAUGAAUCACAAAACCAAUUCGUUCUCUUGGUUUUAGACCCUGCCCAUAGAACAGCAGCUUUAGAACGAUGUCUUAGAGAGAGAAAUGGAUGGCAGCAGCUGAUAAAAAGAGGGGUUCAGACACUGAAAAUGCCCCAGUAUCAGCUGUGCUAUGUUGAUCCUGGGGUUGCCAAUGGAGAAGAGAUGGAGCAGCUCAAGACUAUUGAUAGCAUAUUAAUUAAAUUCUAGGAGGAUGAUUGUUAAGAAAAUGAAUGCGUGGACCCAUCUAAGGUGAAAAACAGCUGGCUAUCUAACACCAUCUUGUGCUUAAGGAAGACAAUGAUAAAUGAUCAAAUGUCUAACAGAUCUGCCCUGCUGAAUGAUGACAGCAGGUUGUGGACUAUUUGCUGAAAGGAAGACUUCUAGCCUGGAUCAGCUACCUCUUCCCUUAAGAAUGCAGUUAAUGUGACGAUUUGCUGAGUGGAAGACUUCUAGCCUGGAUGAACUCUUAAGGACUGGUGCCAAGGUUCAUUUGAAGGAGUUUAAUUAAUUCAUAAUAAGUUAGAACCUCAAAGUUGCUUUGCAAAAUGAGAAUGCUUUUGCAUUAUGCUGUGGCAGUCUCCUUUCUUGGUGUUACCAAAUGUCUAAAGCAUGUCCUUCUAUGUUUCCUUUCGAAACAAGUAAGGCAGUAUUUCUAAUUGACAGCUUUCAGACUAUCUAGUGCAGCAUGGACUUCAACAACGGCAAAGUGUUGAUGGUCAAAGUAAAGAAAGCGAAAGAGAGGCCUGUAUUGGCAGAUUGAAAUGGCAAAAGUUCAAAUUUCUACAAA